Helianthus annuus (common sunflower) is the source of this 1467-nucleotide messenger RNA. Its product is annotated as calphotin-like. Bases 1 to 1467 code for a protein of 488 amino acids. The transcript has 2 exons. Lineage: Eukaryota; Viridiplantae; Streptophyta; Magnoliopsida; Asterales; Asteraceae. The record is from RefSeq and is a predicted model, not a curated record.
AUGCCAUCAUCUUCAGAUACUGGAGUAUCGGACACCUUGGAUCCUAUAGCGAUCGUGUCGGACGAUGAGAUUCUGUCAGAGAGUGAGGUCUACACGUCAGACACUACUAGCACGGAUGAGGAUGACUUCCAGCAGUUUGCUCUUCCUGAUUUUGGAGAUGAUAUUCCUAUUGCUGAUGGCCCUUUCGGAGGGGACCUACCUCUUCUUCAGGUCCCUGCUCCUCUACCGAUCGCCGCAGUUCCUCUCGAGGAUCUGCCUCAUGAUGAGUUCGCCGAUGAUGACAUCGACUUAUUCCUAGAGAGUCCCCCGGAGGGUGACAAGGAUGGUGUGGCCCUCAUGGAUGCCGAUGUCCCUGUUGCUGAUGACCCUGUUGUCAACCCUGUUGUUCCCUUGGCUGAGAUUCCUGUUAAUAUGCCCAUUGCUGAUCCUGUCGUUCCAGUCGAGGCUCCCAUUCAGGAGGCUCCUUUUGAUCUGUUUGAUGCUUACUCAUUUGAGUCUGUAGCGUCCGCCUCACCGCACGCCCAGGGCGUACAGCUCUAUUCCUCUGAUUCCGACUCAGACAUGGCGAUGUCUGUUGCGCCUCUCGUUUUCCUCGACGUUGACCCAGAGCCAGAGGUCGAGUUUUUGCCUGAUGAGCCUACUCCUGUUGGUCAUGUCGAUAUACCAGACAUAGCACCACCUGUCAUUGUUGCGCCCGUCGAGUUACCACCGAUUCCUAAUGCUCCUGUUAUUGAUGCACCCAUUAUUGCACCGGUAGUACCUGUUUCAGCCCUUGUGCAUGCGGACCAUGCACCGUUUGCUUCUCACAUUGAUCCUCGUUAUGCUGACACCCGUAACGGGUGGAUCGAGGAUGAUGACUACCCACCGUUUGUGCUACCCGUCACUCCUCCUGUAGCACCUGUUUCCGCACCUACUGAGAUUCCAUUGUUCCACCCACACACCUCUGACGUCCAUCGCACUGAUCUUCCCAUCACAUUCCUCCUGGACAUUCCGCCACCUCGUCCUGGGGAGGGUUCAUCGAGGCAGCCGCCUGUUUUUGUUCCACCUGUUCCGUCGUCAGUUCCGUUCAUGUCCCAGUUCCCUCAUACUGCACCAUCUUUUGUACCGUCGGGCGAGCCGUUUCUGUGGGCUUUGCCCAAUGUUAUGCCAUUAUCAGAUCCGUACCACCCUUAUCAUGUGGGGUACACGAUAGAGGACAUACUCAUCUCUCUACAGCUACAGCAGGACGAACUGAGUCGUCGCAUUCAGGAGUUAAAGAGAGCUCCAUGUCCUCCGUGCCACUGUCAGACUCCUUUCGCCGCACCACACACUCCCCUUCCGAUUCCCCCCGAUUCGAAUGUUCGUUUCCUUACAUCUGAGCAGCAGAUUGCCUAUUUGCUGUGCGUCAUUCAUGCCUUAGAGGAGGAUUGGGUGCAUAUGCGCCGGUUGCUUUUCUCUCAUUUUCCUCCUCCUCCGCCAUCAGCAUAG